GCUAGGAAAUUAUUCACUUCCUUUUUAAAGUUCUCUCUCAGAUUGCUCUCAGUUUUGCUGCAAGAAAUUUGGAAUACAUUAAAAAUUACAAAGAAAGGAACAGUACAAUAAACUGGUAGCACAAACACUUUGCUAACAAGGAAGGAUGGGAGCUACAGAUGUGCGAACUGUAAUCCAAAUUCUCCUGAAUUGCAAAAGAAGAACCCCACAAGGCCAGACUAUGCACGAAGGAGCUGGCCACCUGAUGGAGAGGAUGGUUUGAUGAGAAAGGGCCAGCCUCUUCCAAAUGAGGGCUUGUCUGAAUCAUCUGUCCCUGGCCAGCACUGAGAUCAGACAGAAUGGAUGGUGCACUGCCAUAUCAGUGGGACUGUUUCUGAUGAGCACUGAGGAGAGAAGUACUUAUGAUACAAUCUAAGGAAGUCGAGGCUUCCGUUAAGAGACACAGCUACCUAGUGACAUCUGCUUUUUACAUCUGGUGGAUAGUGCUGUGUGGGUAGCACCUCCGUGGCGGAGCUACCUGAAGAGAAGCAAGUGAUUCUGCACCCUUACAGCAAAGAAGCUUCGUCACAUCAUCUGAGAAGAAAGGAGGAGAAAAGAACUGGGGGAAAAAACAUGAGUUCUUCAAGUACAGAGUCCCUUGAAGUUGAAUUCUCAACCUUUUAUGACUAUUACGAUACUUAUUACGAUGCUCCAAAAUUAUGCAGUAAAGAAGGCGUCAGGAGGUUUGCAGCCUCCUUCCUACCUGUUCUGUAUUCCCUGGUAUUCCUGGUCGGGCUCGCUGGAAACAUUUUGGUCAUCGUGGUUCUCUUAAAAUACAAGAGGCUGAAGAGCAUGACUGAUGUGUACCUGCUAAACCUCGCCAUCUCAGAUUUGCUCUUCGUUUUAUCUUUGCCAUUCUGGUCUUACUUCUCAGUAGACCAAUGGGUUUUUGGAACUCCGUGGUGUAAAAUCAUUUCGUGGAUCUACCUGGUUGGGUUUUACAGUGGGAUAUUUUUUAUUAUGCUAAUGAGCAUAGACAGAUACCUGGCAAUUGUCCGUGCAGUGUUUUCCUUGAAAGCAAGGACCGCCUUCCAUGGCUUGAUUACUAGCCUUGUUGUAUGGCUAGUAGCUCUUUUAGCCUCAGUCCCUGAGCUUGUAUUUAGAGAGUCUUUUAAUGAACAUAAUUAUACUACCUGCAAGCCGAUAUUUCCAGGCAAUUUCACAACAUGGAAGCUUUUUUCCACUUUGGAAGUCAACAUUUUAGGGCUCCUAAUCCCUUUUAUAAUUAUGACAUUUUGCUACUCCAUGAUCAUUAAAACAUUAGUUCACUGUAGAAAUGACAAAAAGAAUAAGGCUGUGAAGAUGAUUUUUGCUGUGAUGAUUGUGUUUUUCUUUUUUUGGACCCCCUACAACAUUGUUAUUUUUUUACAACUGCUGGAAUUUAUGGGAGUCAUUAAAGACUGUCAAGUGAGCAGGAGUCUGGACUAUGCCUUCCAGGUAACAGAAAUCCUUGGACUUUUUCACUGUUGCCUCAAUCCAGUAAUCUAUUUCUUCAUGGGGGAGAAGUUUAAGAAGUACCUGAAGAUGCUCUUCAAGAACUGGCAGUUACCUGGGUAUUUCUGUAAGUGGUGUGGAGUUCACAUCACUUACCACACUGAAUCUACUAGUUCAUUCCACACACAGUCUACAGGGGACCAAGACGGUCUGUAAGGCAUUUCAGACCAGCCACUGAAUCAGCAGCAAGCAAACUGACAACAGUGGGAACUUUGAAAAGCAGGAACUUUGAAAAGCUAAGCAAAUGCAGACACAUCUAACAAUAAGCUAGUGCUGGAUAAUUAUUUACUUCAGCUUUAUUUGUGCCUCUAGAUUUUCUGAGUAUUAUGACAGAAGAUGUCCCAAAUGUGGAACAUGGGAGAUGGACAUGCAAGGUUUCUCCGCUGUGAUUACAAAUCACUGCUCAGCUCUGUGCAAAGCACUGCACUGCGUGGCUUCUUUUUCUCCAGCAUCAAGACAUUGGCCUGCAUGGAGGGGCAGAGGUGAGGCAGCACCUUGUCAUCAGCACAUGCACUUGGAAAACAUAUUCAUGUAUUCAAGGAUGAUGAUAACCAUACUUUUUUAUUCUGCAGUUGACUCUUAGGUAGCUAUUAGCAGUAUCUGCUACUUUUAAAUGUUUCAUGGCAGGGGAGACGAUAUAUCCCCUGUUAUUAAGAAAAAGGACAAAAUAUAUUCUCUAUAUGCACAAAGACACAAAGCAAAGCCAUUACUUUUCAUUGUAGGUGUGUUUUCUCUCGGGUUGACAUAUAUGUCUAUAUAUAGGUGUAUAUAUAGGCAUUUUGAAUUACUUUAUCACUGUAACUCAGGAUAGCAAUUCUGUAUUUUAAUUAACAUAGAAAAUAUUUUGAAUAUUUUUGAAUAAAAGUGUUUAAAAACCUUAUUUUCCAACAUGUGUGAAUAAAUUUGAAGCAUCUUAGUUAAUAG
Molecule: messenger RNA, 2457 nt
Organism: Sturnus vulgaris (Common starling)
Lineage: Eukaryota; Metazoa; Chordata; Aves; Passeriformes; Sturnidae
Source: RefSeq, a predicted model, not a curated record